UGUCAGUGACACAAACGAGGAGUAUUUGGAACUCGUAGCACGCAAAUGUCUCGUUGUUGUCGCUCGGCAAGUUUAAGUGUCUUUAAGGUUGAGAUACGUCGUCGUUGCGUUAGUGAAAUUGCUUAAAUUGAUGAAAUCAACGCAGCCCAAUUGAAGUGCACAGUAAUUUAAUUGUGUUUUCAGUGCAAUCUAUGAGAAAAAUGUCGUGCGCGUUGCGUUAACAAUAUGAAAAUAAAUCGGAAAGUGUGAGAGCGAGAAAAGAUAACUUAGUGCAAAUGUUUGUGCGGCCAGCUAAACUGAAUUAUGCUUAAAAUACAAUUUAUAUAAAUUGCCAACAAACCAAAAAUUAAUAAGUGCAACAAUUACAAUACAGAAAAAUAGCAACAGCAGCGUUUAAACAGUUGAAUGUAGCAGGACCUGUAAAGGAAACACAGAUAUACAAAUUCCAAUGGGUCAUCAAUUGAGCAAACGAACAGACGUCAUCGUUGCCAGCCAAAGCCAAAGCCAAAGCCAGAGCAGAACCCAUAGAAAUUCCAGAAGCAGGCAGACGAAUUUGGAGCAGGAGACGCAGCAGCAGCAAUUGCCAGAUAUUGCCGAAGCUGGCGAACGAAAAACGCCAAUUGCUGAGGAGGCGUUAGCAGAGGUGCGACAGAUUAUAAUUAAAAUACAAUUGGCCAAAAUGGAGGACGGCAACGACUGCGCGGAGCAGCAGCAGGAGCAGCAACAAUUUCCACUGUCCGAGGGCGUCGCAAUGUCUGCGGACGCGCUCAAUGCAAAUGAGCAAAUUUUAAGUGUGGCAGUGGGUGCGGCAGCUGGAACGGCGGGCACAGGUGCGAGUCGAACUGCGGGCAGUUCAACGGAAGCGCCAAAAACAAACGAAAGACAACUCGUGAAUAACAACAAUUUAGCGGGAAGCGUUGCGUCGGCGUCGGCUGCGGUCAAAAUGCUACAAUUGCACGACGACGACGAUAAUGAUGAUGAUGACGACGUCGUUGACGACGCCGAAGACGCCGAAUUGGAAAUGGCAAUAUCGUCGUUGCUGCGUCGGCGGCGUCGCAGCAGCAGCGGCGGCGGCGCCGAAGGCGUCGAGUACUGCGAGGUGCUCGAGCCGCAGCCAGUCAGCGAUAUGUUGUCGAGCGGAGCACAACGCGCGCAAGCGCCCAGCAGCAGCAAUAGCAGCAGCGGCAACAGCUGCUGUCGCAGUCGCAGCAGCAAGGCUCUGCCAACUGGCGCCGCAGGAACAAGCACAUCCAAGCGUCGUUGCUGCAAAUGCAAAUGUCGCGAUGCAUUGCGCGGUCUGCGCGGCAUGCUGGAGUCGAGCACGGCCAGUGCCAGUGGCAGUGCCGCCAAGGACAAAAAGGAGCCAGCAGCAGCAGCAGCCGCUGCUGUGGCUGCGCCUCGCACCAAGUCGCGUAGCAGCGCCGAUAGACGCUCCACCCCGCCCACGCUGAGCGCCAGCAGCGGCGGAGCAGCUGCUGCACGCCUGCAAACGCAUCGUCAGCGCAAUUCUGUGGCCGUCGCCGAGCCCAGCCAGCUGGCGAUUUGGGCAGCGCCCGCCAUGGGCGAUGUCAUCAUACGCAUCAGUUCCCAGCCGCAGCCGCAAUUCUUGAUGGAAUCAGCUGCAGCUACCGCAGCGUGCAACAAUUGCAAUGCGAAUACGCCCGUGGUCACCAUGAGCCAUCAGGGUCUACGUUUGGUUGCCUCCACACAUCCAGACCCUACUGCUGCGGCGGUGGCGGCAGUCCUGCCCGCUUUGGCCAUUGAACAGCCACGUUCCGCUCUCCCGCUGAAUGCGUACGGUGCCGGGGUGACGGUUCAUUCACAAAUCGAUUUUAUGCACUGCCUGGUGCCGGAUCUGGAGCGCAUCAUCAAUAGCAGCUUCUAUUGGGGCAAAAUGGAUCGGUAUGAGGCGGAGCGUCUGCUCGAAGGCAAGCCGGAGGGCACAUUUCUGUUGCGCGAUUCCGCACAGGAGGAGUUCCUAUUCUCGGUCACAUUCCGCAAAUACGGACGUUCGCUUCACGCGCGCAUCGAGCAGAGCGGCCACAAGUUUAGCUUUGAUUGUCAUGAUCCGUGCGUGUUUGCUGCUCUGACGGUUACCGGACUGCUGGAGCAUUACAAGGAUCCGUCGUGCGUGAUGUUCUUUGAGCCCUGCCUGACCAUGCCGCUGCAUCGCCGCCAGACGUUCUCGCUGCAGCAGCUGGCGCGCGCAACAAUUGUCUCCAAUACCUCAUACGAUGGCAUCAAUCAGCUGGAGCUGCCGGGUCGCCUGAAGAGCUACCUCAAGGAGUACCACUACAAGCAAAAGCUGCGCGUCAAGCCCUGCGAUGCACACACACCAGCCCCCUACUAUGCUAACAUCGUGCGGCCGCCGCCGCCGGCGGGCUUCUAUUACGAGGAUGUGGACAGUGCCAGUGACUGCGAUGCGGACGAUGAUGAUGAUGAGGCGGUCAACAUACGUGUCUCAUACGUGCAACAUGCUGAGGUUGUGGCACAGCUGCGACGACAGCCACAACAACAACAACAACAGCGGCAACAACAGCUGCAGCAGCAAUUGUUAAGGCUACCCAAUCGCCUGGUCGCCGCACUCGGUCGCCUGUCCGCCAAUCUCAACUGCUAUCAGCCCGUAGCAACAACGCUGCCAGCGCGCAACAAACGUGCCGCCUGAUGAUGUGUGUGCUAAAACCAAAAUCAACCACAACCUAGAGACAAUCCCAGUGCGUCGUCUGCCGAAGCCUACUCCAAAAGCAAACAAAAGCAAAAAAACAAACAAAACUAAUAUAUGAAAAAAUCUAAAUAUUCUAUAGUUAAUGCAAGUAGCCUUUAAAGCGUAAAGUGUAACCAUAAGUAUUACAUAUUCAAACUGAAAGAUCCUCUCCUAUAUACGAUAUACAUAUAUAGUAUAAUUUAUAUAUAUAUAUGUGUUUAUAUAUAAUUAUUAUCCAUACCAACUCGCUCCGCAUUUGUUUCCCAACGUAUUUAAGUAAUUUUGCAAUUUUGCAAUUGAAUUGAAUUUGUUAAAGUAUUUUAUAACUUGUAUAUUUGCAGCGCGUCCUAUUUAUUCAAAACUUGUAGAAUUUUAUGAGAAAAUUAAAUUAUUUGUACAUAUUAAAA
Drosophila montana is the source of this 3111-nucleotide messenger RNA. It is a transcript of the gene Socs36E, whose product is annotated as Suppressor of cytokine signaling at 36E. The record is from RefSeq and is a predicted model, not a curated record. Gene Ontology annotation, biological process: phosphatidylinositol phosphate biosynthetic process; intracellular signal transduction. Gene Ontology annotation, cellular component: phosphatidylinositol 3-kinase complex. Gene Ontology annotation, molecular function: 1-phosphatidylinositol-3-kinase regulator activity. The transcript is spliced from 5 exons. Lineage: Eukaryota; Metazoa; Arthropoda; Insecta; Diptera; Drosophilidae. The coding region runs from base 449 to 2665 and encodes 738 amino acids.